Molecule: messenger RNA, 1632 nt
Organism: Magallana angulata
Lineage: Eukaryota; Metazoa; Mollusca; Bivalvia; Ostreida; Ostreidae
Product: histone acetyltransferase KAT8-like
Exons: 10
Coding region: 38-1405 (455 amino acids)
Biological process (GO): regulation of DNA-templated transcription
Molecular function (GO): histone acetyltransferase activity
Source: RefSeq, a predicted model, not a curated record
AAUUGUUAAGCAUGUUAAGCACUUCAAGAUAAAGAAAAUGGCAGAAGUUACUAAAAAUUCAAUGGAAAAUACAGAAAAUGAAUCAAAAUACGCCAACCAAAGUGACAAAGGAGGAGAUGGCAAUACAUUAUCUGACAACCAGAAAGAAAAAGACAAGAAGGAUUCAAAAUCCUCCGGCUCUAUGCCCGUGAUCGGAGAGCAUUACCUUGUGAGACGUCCAGACGGAACAUGGCAUGCAGCAGAGAUCAUACAGAGCAGAGGUAGCGAUCAUGGUAGUGGAAAGCACGAGUACUAUGUACACUACGAGGGAUUUAACCGCCGUUUGGAUGAGUGGGUAGAGAUUGAAAGGUUGGAUUUGAGCAACAAGUUGGAGGACCCUCACUGCAAAAUCAAAGACAUGUCAAUCAUGAUGACAGACCUGAGUGAUGGAACAGAUCGCAAAAUCACACGCAAUCAAAAACGUAAACAUGAUGAGAUUAACCAUGUACAGAAGACUUAUGCAGAAAUGGAUCCAACAACAGCUGCCCUGGAAAAAGAGCAUGAAGCGAUCACAAAAGUCAAGUACAUUGAUAAGAUACAGAUCGGGAGGUAUGAGAUUGAUGCCUGGUAUUUCUCCCCCUACCCAGAGGAUUAUGGUAAACAGUCCAAACUGUGGAUCUGUGAAUUUUGUCUGAAAUACAUGAGAUUGGAACGCUCUUACCGCUAUCAUCAGAGCCAGUGCAUUUAUCGCCACCCACCUGGAAAAGAAAUCUACAGGAAAGGAACUAUUUCUUUGUUUGAGGUUGAUGGAAAAGAUGCCAAGAUCUACUGUCAGAAUCUGUGUUUACUGGCAAAGUUGUUUUUGGAUCACAAGACUCUAUACUUUGAUGUGGAACCCUUUAUGUUUUAUAUACUAACAGAAGUAGACAGGCAGGGCUGCCAUCUUGUGGGCUACUUCUCCAAGGAGAAAGAAUCUCCAGAUGGAAAUAACGUUGCCUGUAUUAUGACACUGCCACCAUUCCAAAGGAAAGGAUAUGGAAAGUUUUUAAUUGCUUUCAGUUAUGAGUUGUCCAAACUGGAGGGCACUGUAGGCUCACCAGAGAAACCUCUAUCAGAUUUGGGCAAGCUCAGCUACAGGAGUUACUGGUCCUGGGUUCUAUUAGAAAUCCUCCGAGAUUUUAGAGGAACAUUAUCCAUCAGAGAUCUGAGUGAGAUGACCAGCAUUACCCAGAACGACAUAAUCAGUACUCUACAAUCUCUCAACAUGAUCAAGUAUUGGAAGGGCCAGCACGUCAUCUGUGUCACGCCGAAGCUUGUAGAAGAACAUAUAAAGAGUGCACAGUACAAACGUCCAGUAUUGACUGUCGACUCUUCCUGCCUUCGCUGGGAACCACCGCGCAAGAGCCAGAAACUCCUCAAGAAGUGACAAAGGAAAUAACAUCAAAAAAGACAUUCUUUGGAAGAAUAAGUUCUGGUUUCCUUUCAACCAUUGAUAUCUAAUGCCAGUGAUAUUGAUCCAAGGCAGUGCAUUACUACAGAAAUGGCUCAUUGAGAAGAAGAAAAAAUUCAGUUGACAAUUAUAUACAUGUAACUUGUUUUAAGAUUUUGUGCAAUAUUUUUUUGUCAUAUUAGUAAAUGAAAAAACCCAUACAA